This is a messenger RNA of Protopolystoma xenopodis, 789 nucleotides long. Lineage: Eukaryota; Metazoa; Platyhelminthes; Monogenea; Polystomatidea; Polystomatidae. The record is from the annotation of a GenBank genome assembly.
AUGAAUUCUGGCAACUGCGAGCUCGGACUAGCUAUUAAUAGUCUUCUUUCUCCAGAUCUGACCCAACUGCUCCAACUUCAACAGCAGGCCACAUUGCUCCAGCAGCAGCAGCAACAACAUCAAGUUGAACGCCAACAACAACAGUUAAGACUUCUGGCUGCCAUGGCCGAUGCUUCUUUGUCACCUGGCGCAAUUGCUGGCCUGACUUUAGCUUCUGCAGGACUUGGCUCUGGUGGUGGGACCCUUGGUGCAGCAGGACCAUCUGUAGCUAGCGGUGGGAGCCAAUAUCUGCAGGGCUUCGCUACCAUUGGCCGAGGUCAUCGUGGUACUUUCCUACGCCAGCAACAAAUGUUACAGCAGCAGCAACAACUGCAUCAACAAUUGCAUUUACAACAACAAGCUGCUACUCUUGCAGCAGCUGCAGCUGCCGCUGCAGCCGCCGCUGGAUUAGGACCAAAUGGCGCCCCACUUGUUGCUCAAAACGGCUUAGGUGGUACUGGUGGCUUCCAAGGAACGACAGCUACCCCUUCAGCUGACGGAAACGGUAGUGCUAGUGGAGCAGUAUCUGGAAUCGGGCAAACUGGAGGUGGAGUGAGUAACCUACUGGCCAAUGCAGCAGUCGCAGCUGCAGCUGCCGCAGCAGCUUCUUCUAAUGGUGUAAAUCUUCCCUAUGCUAGCCUGGCUAGCAUCUUACAGUCCGGAGUACUUUCAGGUUGUAAUGGUGCAGGCAACGCUCCUGUUACAGGAUCCGUUGUUUACGAAAACUCAUAUAAUUCGUUUCACGGGUAA